Molecule: messenger RNA, 1266 nt
Organism: Benincasa hispida (wax gourd)
Lineage: Eukaryota; Viridiplantae; Streptophyta; Magnoliopsida; Cucurbitales; Cucurbitaceae
Product: NAC domain-containing protein 10-like
Biological process (GO): regulation of DNA-templated transcription
Cellular component (GO): nucleus
Molecular function (GO): DNA-binding transcription factor activity; transcription cis-regulatory region binding
Source: RefSeq, a predicted model, not a curated record
UCUGGGAAUUAAAUAGAAUAAGAAAUUGAUGAUAAACUAAAUGGCGUGGUUCGAUAACACAGAGGAUGCAUUUGGAAGCACAAUUUGCCCAGCAUGUGCGCAUCCUCUUGAGGUUGAGGGGGGAUUAUUUGAGGAUUGGGGGAGGCUACCAGCGGGAGUGAAGUUCGAUCCAAGCGACCAACAAAUUCUGGAACAUUUAGAAGCCAAAGUGAAAGGGGAUAAUCGAAAGCUUCAUCCUCUCAUCCAUCAAUUCAUUCCCACAUUAGACGGAGAGGAUGGCAUUUGUUACACCCACCCUCAAUAUCUUCCCGGAAUGAAGAAAGAUGGGGGAAUCCGACACUUUUUUCACAGGCCAUCAAAAGCAUACACAGCAGGCACAAGAAAACGCAGAAAAGUUAAAACAGAAGAAGAAGAAGGCAGAGACACAAGAUGGCACAAAACCGGCAAGACAAGGGCAGUGAGCGGCGGUGUGAUGGGUUUCAAGAAGAUUUUAGUUUUGUAUUCAAAUUAUGGGAACCAAAGGAAGCCUGAAAAGACUAACUGGAUAAUGCAUCAGUAUCAUUUGGGUGUUACAGAGCAGGAGAAAGAUGGUCAAUGGGUGGCUUCAAAAGUCUUCUUCCAAUUACACCCUCGCCAAACCUCUCCAGUUUUUGUUGAUAACACUACCACCAACAACAACCCAAUCAUUACUUCUGAUUCUAUGUAUCAAAUAAGGGGAGGAGAAGGCUCUUCUCUUUGUUUGAAUAAUGCCCACACAUUCAACCCAUUAAGUUCAAAUGAUUUCUAAUUAAACUAAAUAAUACUGUAUUUUAAAAAAAUCAUUAUCAUUAUCAAUAAAAUAAAGAGAUGUUUUCCAAUAUGGUAAGACGAGUCAACUUAUUUACGAAUAUAACAAGAUGUGAUGAACCGUGAUAUUUUGUUAUAUUUAAAAAUAUUUUAAGUAAUUUUGUCAUUUAAAAUAAUUACUUUGAAAUAAAGUAAUUAUCAACCGAUUGAUUUAUUAUAUGAACUAAAUAAAAUUUUAACUCAUUGUCAGAAGUAGGACAUCAAAACUUAAAGUUAUAGCAUAAACUGCAACCAUAAACACUAGCACAAGUGAAAGAAUCAAAUAAGCUCAAUUCUUAGCAGCAAGUAAGUCAAUCCACUUAAGCUCAAACAUAUACUUAUGUAUGAGCUGAAAUUUACUGUUUUCAGCACCAAAAUCAAGAUAUACCCUUAGAUUCACCCUUGUAUGUAAAUCCCUUCUCUCCCUCUCAAGUCAAUGUA